Molecule: messenger RNA, 519 nt
Organism: Fusarium venenatum
Lineage: Eukaryota; Fungi; Ascomycota; Sordariomycetes; Hypocreales; Nectriaceae
Source: RefSeq, a predicted model, not a curated record
AUGUCUAUCGUGUGGAGACUGCCAAUCGUUCGCCCCAAUGGAUACUUUUCUCUGAAACCCCAUCGACAGCGCAUUAACUGUUCGAGAGGACACGCGCAACGCCUUUCCUAUCAAGGCUACAGGGUGCUUCUACCUCAUCCGAUGUGGCAAAGUCGGAGCUCCAUGAAAGUGGCCCAGCACAAUGCGUAUGUAAUGUACAUACUGCUGCUAUGGACAAAAGCGGCUAUUAGAUUGGCGGAGGAUAAUCGCCGGGAGAUAGUUCCACGCCGCAGGCAUACACCGAUUCAAAACAGCUUACAGCAACCUUGCCUCCGGACCCUUGCCCGGCGGUUCGGUCAAGCUCGACGGGAUUACGCCGCUCGUGAUGCUGGUUCUGUUGCCCCUCCGUGGAUCCCGGUGUCCGGGGUGGCAGGUCCGGGCAUAGUGGACCCAAUCAUCUACCGCUUGAACCCCGAGCACAGCCUCAAUACGGAACUGGCUCAACGGGCGGCACGAGACAAGGACAGACAUCUCAAGUAA